AUACGGAAACUAGUUUUGAUGUAUAUUCACAGGCUUCUAACUAUUUGUUCAGCUCUUACAGGCUGUACAAGUAGGCUUGGUUAAUGUCAAGUUUUGGGCUAUCAGGAGCUGUGUUCGGAGUAUGAUGUACCUUACAUUACUCUACUCAGACAUAAUUAGCAUUUAUCAGUGGUAACAGUGCAACUGAUAAUUCGAGUACAGUGUUCUUUGGUGACAAUAAUAUUAUAUUUCAGAAACUGCUACAGGAGUUGAAGACCUAUCUCAUUGGUUUUGAUUUGUGAUGGAUAUGAUUGAUAUGCCCGUAACUUUAAUUGUGAAAGCGCCUAAUCAGCAAGUAGAAGAUCAAAAAAUUCAUUGUGAAUUGAACUGGACUAUAAGAAAGCUCAAAGGCUAUCUAUCAGAAGUUUAUCCCAGUAAACCACGUACAGAAGAUCAGAAGUUGAUAUACUCUGGGCAGCUGUUGCAUGAUAGUGUAACACUGAAAGAUAUUUUACGUCGGUAUGAAGGCCAAGAAGCACACACUGUUCAUCUAGUUUGCACCCCCUCACGAGACUUGGUACAACAUGUAAGCACAGUUGUAACAAGAGCACCAUCAAGAAUGCAUGAAAAUGGACAGCUUUCUACAAAUUCUUCAAGAGAUAAUAUACAAAGCCAAGAAACAGAAGUUUCGUCUGAUGGACUCAGGGAACGCAUAAAUACAUCACAGUCUUCAGAAGGUCUCUAUUCAUCACCACUGCCCCAGAGUGGUACAACAAAUGGUCAGUUUCCUUCACCAGAUCCCAGAGCAUUCUGGGCUGGAGCUGUGGCCAACCCAUAUGCUUCUACUCCAGGAUAUGAUCCAAACAGUAUGUCACAGCAAAUGUUAUGGAUGCAGCAGGCAUAUGCUCAUUACGUUACACAGUAUAUGCAAAUGAUGGCAUCUGCUGGAGUUCCUCAGAGUUGGUAUCCCUCUAGUCAUACUGCAGUUCAAGUUUCUAUACCCCAGCAUGGUCCUGAACAUGUGCAGGCCCCUCCAGUUAAUCUCCAGGAACAGCCACCUGUUCAACCAAAUAACAUUAAUGUUGCAGAUGGUGCUGAAGAAGAGGAGGAGGGACGGGGAAACAGAGACUGGCUGGAUUGGUUCUAUACCAUGAGCAGAGUUAUGGUUCUCUUCAGUAUAGUGUAUUUCUACUCAUCACCAACUCGAUUUGUGAUAGUUUCAGCCCUUGGACUCGUGUUAUACCUCUAUCAUUUGGGCUUUUUCCGAGCCCAACAACUAGUUGUGGAGAAUAACAACCUGCAGAAUCAGAAUGAUGGAAUGGGAGCAGUAGCAGGGGCUGAAAUUCAAGGCCAGCAGAGACUCCGGAGAGAAGAUAGUGGAGCAGAGGAGCCAGAUCCAGAACCAGACAGGCCAUCUCUUUUUGCCCUCACCUGGACAUUUUUUACGAGCUUCUUUGCAUCUCUGAUCCCUGAGCAGCCUGGAGCUCUUUAA
Messenger RNA from Zootermopsis nevadensis, 1471 nucleotides. NCBI's taxonomy places the organism in Eukaryota, Metazoa, Arthropoda, Insecta, Blattodea, Termopsidae. The record is from RefSeq and is a predicted model, not a curated record.